Brassica napus (rape) is the source of this 1432-nucleotide messenger RNA. RefSeq lists its product as uncharacterized. Bases 25 to 630 code for a protein of 201 amino acids. The transcript has 5 exons. The record is from RefSeq and is a predicted model, not a curated record. Lineage: Eukaryota; Viridiplantae; Streptophyta; Magnoliopsida; Brassicales; Brassicaceae.
UAUAAAUAUCUGCAGGGAUUUACAAUGGAAGCAACUUUGCCGGAUGAUGUUUAUCUUCCUAAAGGAAUCUAUCUUGAAGAAGGUGAUUGGUUUGAGAUAUAUAAUUUCAAAUUAAGGCCUUCUUUUGCGUUGAUAAGAACAACAAGGAGCAAAUACAAUAUUAAGUUCACAGACACAACAGUUCUUACAAAGAUUGAACCCAUCAUUGCUUCAAAUUUUCUUUGCCUUGCCAACUUCAGUUCUGUACUCAAAGGUCUAUUGCAUCCAAUGUAUUCUAUUGACCUUUGUGGAGCUAUAGUUGCUGUGGGGGAGUUGCAACAAAUUGGAGAUCUAGGACCUGACGAGAUUUAUUCUUAUCAGACGACCAGGAUGGAGUUUUAUUUGGUUAACAUAGGCUUGAAGCACAUCAAGUGUGUUGCCUAUGGAAAGGAAGCCGUGACUUUGAACAAUUACUACCGUACCUCAACUGCUAAAGUCGAUCUGUGUGUUUUGAGGUCAUGGAGUAUCGUGUGGGGAGAAGGUGGCUUCAACUAUGUAACUAACCUAGAAGGUGGUUCUCAAAUCUUAUUUGAUCAUGACAUGGCAGAAAUUCAAAACUUCAAAUCAAAGAUUCCUACCACAGAAUUAUGAAUUCAGACAUGGAGAGUUGAUCAAACUUGAAUGCUUUUUUUCUUUUAAUUCAUACCCUAUUUACAUUUUAUAUCUAUGUUUUGUGUUUCAGAAUCUUGCUAUAGAACAAUUUAUUUUAAGUUUUAUAAUUAUGCAUCUUAAUAAAAUUAUUGAGCUUUUUAGUUAUAAUCGUUUAUAUAUUAUUUUUCGAUCAAAGUUUUCUAUUGUUUUAAAUAUAAUUAGACGAUACCUGGGAAAAGAGUUUUCGAGUUGAAACAUACUAGAGCAAAUGAAUAGAAUCUUGCUGGCAAUCUGGGCUCGAAGAUGCUUAUUGACGCCGACUCGCCGAUGGUCACACACAGUAGAUCAAAUGACUACGCUGCCGACCCGGAAAUCAUCACGCCCUCUGCGACUUCUCACCUUCCUUGCUUGGCAAUCUACAACCUACUGGAUCUGGAAUGAGAUAAACGCCCGAUUGCACUCGAACACCUUCUGAUCAAUUGAAACUCUCUUGCGCUUCAUUGAUCUCCAAAUCUGGAGCAAAACUCAAAGCUUCAGAGAAUCAAAUCCUCGACUCUCUUCCGCCAUGUUGCAGUCAUAGAUCUGUCUUUGUUGAAUGUUUCCAUCACUUCUUCGUUAUGAUCGCUGGUCAAUUUCUCCAUGUCUCGAAAAUUGCUUCUUUUUUUUAACACUAUGUCUCGAUAAUUCUAAAAGUCGUUCUUUUGCUUCUAUUCAAAUGGGUUGUGGGCUUGGGGGCGUGGGUUUGGGGGCCUAGAAAGUUCUUUAAUUGCAUAGCUACAAUAAAGCUGAAAGGCUUUAAACA